Alosa sapidissima (American shad) is the source of this 2304-nucleotide messenger RNA. RefSeq names its product multiple inositol-polyphosphate phosphatase 1b (gene minpp1b). The record is from RefSeq and is a predicted model, not a curated record. NCBI's taxonomy places the organism in Eukaryota, Metazoa, Chordata, Actinopteri, Clupeiformes, Clupeidae. The transcript is spliced from 6 exons. Gene Ontology annotation, molecular function: inositol phosphate phosphatase activity; acid phosphatase activity. Bases 157 to 1539 code for a protein of 460 amino acids.
GAAACACAUGCGUUCCCCCUCCCGGUUUUUCCUGUAAACAACAACAGUUUGUAUGGUAGGGACGAGUGGAGAAUAUCAUUUUGUUCCGAAAUUAUAGGCGACCUAAACCAAAGACAGUUGAAUUGGUCGCGUGAAAGAAUUGAAACUUUUUGCGACAUGAGGCCAGCAGUACUGAGGAGAAAUGCUGUUCUCUCCGCCUUUAGUGUUGUCUUUUUUCGAUUUUCAAGCGCUACUUUUUCGCAAUCAACAAUACCAGCGAUUGCGAAGUACUUUGGAACAAAGGGUAGAUACGAGGAGGUUAAUCCCUAUCUAAUUGAUGAUAUUUUAUCUGUUAACAAGUCACUGUCAAAGCCUCCAUCUUCAGAUUGUCGUGCUAUUCACCUUACUGCUGUCAUUCGGCAUGGUACACGAUUUCCUACCUCUAAAAAUAUCAGAAAAAUAAAAAAUCUCCAUAAUCUCGUCAUUAAUGAAGCCAAGGAUACACACACGUGGUUAAGAGACAUCAAGACCAACUGGGAAAUGUGGUACACCGAGGACAUGGACGGAAAACUUGUGGAGAAGGGCAGAGAUGAUCACAGGCAUUUGGCUGUAAGGUUGGCCACAUCUUUUCCAACCUUGAUCUCUAAGGACAACUUUCAAAACAAUCGUAUGAAGUUCAUAACUAGCUCAAAACACAGAUGUGUCGACAGUGUGGAGGCUUUCCAAGAGGGCUUGCACAGACUCUGGAAUAUCAAAGACACAAGCUACAGCCAUGAAAACAAUGACAAUCUCAUGAGAUUCUUUGAUCAGUGCAAGAAAUUCAUUGAAAAUGUGGAGAACAACAAAACGGCUCUUCAGGAGGUCGACCUCUUUAAGUCUUCUGAUGAGAUGAAAAAGCUACAGAGGAGGAUUGCCGAUCGCUUGGAGAUCCCCCACAACCACAUGACCACAGAUAUGGUGGAGGCUGCAUUCUUCCUGUGUUCCUACGAGUUCUCUAUUAAGUCUUUGAAUUCCCCAUGGUGCAACCUGUUUGAUGAGGCUGAUGCACAAGUUCUGGAGUAUAAAAAUGACCUGAAGCAGUACUGGAAGAGGGGAUAUGGUCAUGACAUCAACCGCAAAUCCAGUUGCACUCUCUUUCAUGACCUUUUCCGACGACUUGAUCAGGCUGCUUAUGAUUUCAAGUUUGGCCACGUGACCGAGGCCGUGACGGUGCAGGUGGGCCACGCCGAGACCCUUCUCCCGCUCCUCUCCCUCAUGGGCUUCUUCCGUGACGAGACACAGCUGACCGCCAGCAACUUCCACCAGCAGCAGGGACGCACCUUCCGCACCAGCCAGAUCGUGCCAUACGCCGCCAACCUGGUCUUUGUUCUCUACGAGUGCGGCGAAGGCCUCAGGCUCCAGUUCCUGCUGAACGAGAAGCCGAUGACCUUCCCCACUAUCGACCAGUCAGCUCCGCUGUACCGGAAGGUCAGGAAUCACUACAGUGACCUGCUCAACGGCUGUAAUUUUGAGAAGGAAUGUGAGCUGAGCAAGAUGAACAGAAGGAACACGGAGUUGUGAUAUGGGAAAGGAAGUGAUUAGUGAGGAAUGGAAAAAAAUGCAAAUUAGUUUUUUUUCACUACUAUUACUAGUGGUUUACAGCUGUACAAAAAUGAAGCACUAGGUGGUGGAUGGGGUAGUCACACACCUACUAAUUUUCUCUCUUUCAAUGUGUUCUGGCCAAAAAUAUGUUCCUUUGCACUUUUUCAGAGCUUUCAUGAUGUUAUGAUGUUGCAGGAUUAUAUUUUAUCUUGUUGGUUCUUUGUUUUUGCAGCAUAUUUUGAACGUGUUAUUGUGCUUUUGUGAUUUUUCCUUUCCACGUACUUUCUUGCCUUUAUUUAUCUUACAUUUAUUGUGUGAUUUGAAUCUAUGAAUAUAAAAAAAAUGAAUCAUAGUGGGCCUCAUGCAAGAACAAGUUUAUAUUCUUCUCAACUUUUUCCAUAAAUUGUUUUUAUUUUUAUGCUUUUACAAAAGUAUCAGGUUUAAGGCUGUGAUACAGUAUGCUCCUGCAUCUCUGUCCUGUGCGUGUCCUUGCCUCAUCAACACAGCAUGCAGGGGUGUCGCAAUCUUCCCAACAAUGAUGCCUGUCUUUGACGCACACAAAUCUGCACAGAGGAGUAUACCCCCUGCGUUAGGCACCAUUAAGCUUAAACAUUAAGUGGCUAGAAGACAGGCAGCCGUGGCUUACUGGUUAGCGCUUCGGACUCGGACCCAACCGGUGGGAAUGGCUGAAGUGCCCUUGAGCAAGGCACCUAACCCCUCACUGCUCCCCGAGCGCUGCUGUUG